Messenger RNA from Rhinopithecus roxellana (golden snub-nosed monkey), 3830 nucleotides. RefSeq names its product cadherin 26 (gene CDH26). NCBI's taxonomy places the organism in Eukaryota, Metazoa, Chordata, Mammalia, Primates, Cercopithecidae. Gene Ontology annotation, molecular function: calcium ion binding; cadherin binding. The record is from RefSeq and is a predicted model, not a curated record. The transcript has 18 exons. Gene Ontology annotation, cellular component: adherens junction; catenin complex; plasma membrane. Gene Ontology annotation, biological process: calcium-dependent cell-cell adhesion; adherens junction organization; cell-cell junction assembly.
GAGUACGGUGGUAUCGCGUUGUGGUUUUGAUUUGCAUUUCGCUGAUCAUUAGUGAUGGUGCUGGUUUCACUUCCCCUGGCUGAGCUGUUGUUCCUGAGGUCAGACCCCAGCCAGUCUUUUGUGUACGUGCAGGACCAUGGUGGCUUCAGUUCCUACCCCACCCUUCCUAGGAACUCUACUUGUGGCAAACGGAUAUUCAAGCUUACAAGUCCGCCCUCCCCACUCUGAUAAAUGCAAGAAAAACUGAGAAGGGAGGAGCAAGUUGGGAUGAAAGUGUCUGGGCCUAAGUGACCUGGAAACCACUGGAGAAGAAGCUGCUGACUGAGAAGGAGGUGUAUGGCUCCGGCGGGAUCCCCAGCUUGGAGGACUGUUUAGCAGCUGCACGUUCUGGGUCUGUCUUGGGUAUUCCCAUAUGGCCAUGAGAUCCGGGAGGCACCCCUCACUGCUGCUGCUUCUAGCGCUGCUGCUGUGGCUGCUGCAGGUCAGUACCGUUGACAGUGUCCAACAGGAAACAGAUGAUCUUACUAAGCAAACAAAGGGAAAGAGCUACCAGCCUCUACAGCGAUCCAAGAGAAGAUGGGUUAUCACCACCUUGGAGCUGGAGGAGGAAGACCUGGGACCCUUUCCCAAACUGAUUGGUGAGCUGUUCAAUAACAUGUCGCUAAUGUAUCUACUCAGUGGACCUGGUGUGGAUGAAUAUCCAGAGAUUGGUUUGUUUUCUCUUAAAGAUCAUGAGAACGGAAGGAUAUAUGUUCACCGCCCUGUUGAUUGAGAAGUGACACCGUCUUUCACGGUUUAUUUUGAUGUUGCGGAGCGCUCAACAGGAAAAAUUGUGGAUAAAUCCUUGAUUUUCAACAUUAGGAUCAGUGAUGUGAAUCAUCAUGCACCCCAGUUUCCAGAGAAGGAAUUUAACAUCACUGUGCAAGAAAACCAAUCUGCAGGUCAACCCAUUUUUCAGAUGUUAGCAGUCGAUUUAUAUGAGGAAAACACUCCAAAUUCUCAAGCCCUUUACUUCCUCAUUUCUCAAGCACCAUUACUGAAAGACAGUGGUUUCCAGGUUGAUUGCAUUAGUGGAGAAAUACGACUCUCCGGGUGCUUAGAUUAUGAGACUGCUCCUCAGUUUACACUGCUAAUCAGAGCCAGGGACUGUGGAGAACCGUCACUGUCAUCCACGGCCACCAUUCACAUGGAUGUGCAAGAAGGCAACAACCACAGGCCCAUAUUUACCCAGGAGAACUAUAAGAUUCAGAUUCCUGAAGGCUGAGUCAGCAAGGGUGCGGUGCGUCUCCUGGUUCAAGAUGGAGAUUCUGCAUUUACAUCAGCUUGGAGAGCAAAAUUCAACAUAUUGCAUGGCAACGAAGAAGGACAUUUUGACAUUUCGACUGACCCUGAGACCAACGAAGGGAUAUUAAAUGUUAUCAAGCCUUUGGAUUAUGAGACUCGCCCAGCGCGGAGCCUCGUCGUUGCCGUAGAGAAUGAGGAGAGGCUCUUCUUCUGCAAGAGAGGAAAGCUUCGGCCACCAAGGAAAGCAGCAGCAAGCGCCACUGUGAGUGUGCAGGUGACAGACGCCAAUGACCCACCAACCUUUCACCCCCAGAGUUUCAUUGUCAGUAAAAACGAGGGCGCCGGGCCUGGGACCCUGUUGGGAACUUUUAAUGCCACGGAUCCAGACAGCCAGAUAAGAUAUAAACUGGUUCAUGACCCAGCAAACUGGGUCAGCGUAGGUGAAAACUCCGGAGUGGUCACCACCGUGGAGCCAAUUGACCGAGAAUCCCCUCAUGUCAAUGACAGUUUUUAUAUAAUCAUCGUUCACGCUGUUGAUGAUGGCUUCCCCUCGCAGACUGCUACAGGGACCCUAAUGCUCUUCCUGUCUGACAUCAAUGACAACGCCCCGACUCUCCGGCCACAUUCCUGCUACGUGGAGGUCUGUGAGUCUGCCGUGCAUCAGCUCCUCCACAUCGAGGCAGAGGAUCCGGACCCGGAGCCCUUCUCUGAUCCAUUUACAUUUGAAUUGGACAACACCCAGGGAAACACAGAGGACACAUGGAAGUUGGGGAAAAAUUGGGGUCAGUCAGUUGAACUUUUAACCUUGAGAAGCCUGCCACGUGGUAAUUACUUGGUGCCACUCUUCACUGGAGACAAACAGGGACUUUCCCAGAAGCAAACUGUCCGUGUAAGGAUCUGCCCCUGUGCCAGUGGGUUCACGUGUGUGGACCAUGCAGAUGCAGGAGUGGGGCUUCUUGUGGGGGCCCUGUCCCCUGUCUGUGCAGCAUUUGUGGCUCUGGCAGUGGCUCUGCUUUUCCUGUUGUGACGCUAUUUUGUGCUUGAACCUAAGAGGCAUGGAUGCUCUAUAUCCAAUGAUGAAGGCUACCAAACACUGGUCAUGUAUAAUGAGGAGAGCAAAGCCACUUCAGCCCAGACAUGGUCAGAUGUUGAAGGCCAGAGGCCGGCUCUGCUCAUCUGCAUAGCUGCAGCAGGACCCAAGCAGGGAGCUAAGGAUCUCAAGGAAGUGCCUCCAUCUGCAGCAAGCAGGGCAGCCCAAGCAUACUCUGCUCUGGGGAGUUGGGCUUACCCAGAUGCCACAGUGCACAGACAACUCCUGGCUCUGGUGGAAGGAAGGAUGGCAGAGACAUUGAAUCAGAAACUCCAUGUUGCCGACUUGCUGGAAGAUGAUCCCGGCUACCUACCUCACGUCUACAGCCAGGAGGGGGAGUGUGGAGGGGCCUCAUCCCUCAGCUCUCUGGCCAGCUUGGAACACGAACUGCCGCCUGAUUUGCUGGACUCUUUGGGUUCAAAGGCGACUCUGUUUGAGGAAAUAUAUUCAGAGUCAGGUGGUCCUUCCUAAAAAAAUGUAUAUUUUGGAGAAUUGAAAUAAUUCAUGGAGGGGAAUCACUAUUCAUGGAUUUUUCCCCUUUGCUCUUCUUUUCCCUCCUUAAAAAAUAAAUCACCUUCUAGUCCUAGGAUGAGGACACACUAUUAGUUUGAAUUAAAUGCUUUGAUAUUCUGAGACCAGCCAUCUUGAACCCAAGCAAAACCACAAGUUGUGCUUUCUUAAAAUUUGAUUUGUCAUAUUUUCUAGAGAAACUUGAAUUUAAUUGUGUUAUUCUUAGCUUCCACUGGCAGCCUAACUUUGAGGGUAAAUGAAAAUAUCACCCAUCGAUUACCCAGCCACUUGGGAACAGCAGGUAAUACUGAAGAAAAAUGAAAAUAGAUUUUAAAACGUUAUUUACUUUUCUAUGAUUAUGAUUCUGCUUCCAUUUAAGGGAAAACUUAUGUAAAUAGAGAAAUGUUUUCUAUAACAUUUGUAAUCAGUAUUUUAAGUGAUUUUUAAAAAAAUAAGUAUUGAUCCCUAUUCACUUUUUGAUUAGAUAAAUAGAUAAAAUAUGGUAUCUUGAGAGAAAUGAUUAUGCUGAAAGCUUUAUAAACAGUACACUCUUUAAAAAAUGAAGAGCUGACAUAAUUUAACUUGUGUGUGUUAUGUAAGUAAAAGAGUUUAGGAGCCUUUGAAUGAAUAAGUUCUGAUUAGAUUUUAUCUUUAAACAAAACCACACAAUUUAAUUGGUUUUUACUUGUCCACUUACUGCUAAUGUCAGUUUCAGGGGAGGAAAUGGUUUCUUUUAAAAAUCUUAAUAGGGAGACAUAUGCCCUAAAAUAGUCAGUUUUCUAGUCUGUGUAGUAGAUAAGAGACUGACUAAGCAAAGUUUCAAAUGCGAUUAGCACACUUUAAUGCACAUAUUGAAUAUCUAAAAGUCUACAGCCAUAUAAAAUGUGUAUGUAAUUAAUGAGCAAAUGCUCUCUCUCAUGCCCUGAAAUAAAUCCGCAGAAACAUG